AUGCAUGUGCUUACCAAAAACCUGUCCUGCCCAUAUCAGCCGCCGCAACUAUAUUUCUCUUUAACAGGCGCAACGUCUCUGUGGAUUGAGCUAGGCGAACCAAACGACAUAGCGUCUGCUGCUGCACUUUUCGUUUACGGGCUGAUCCCUCAAAUUUUCGCUUAUGCCGCUAACUUUCCCGUACAAAAAUUCUUACAAGCACAAAGCAUGGUCAAACCAAGUGCGUACAUAGCACUGGCUACGCUUUUUGUGCACUUGUUCAUUACAUGGCUAGGAGUGUUCAAGUUCAACUGGGGCUUGUUAGGCGCAUCAUUAAUACUCAGUUUUUCUUGGUGGGUGAUUGUGUUGGCUCAGUUUGCUUACAUUGUAAUGAGCAAAAGGUGUAAGAAAACAUGGUCUGGUUUUAGCAUUCAGGCUUUUUUUGGUCUUUGGGGUUUCUUUAAAUUGUCAGCAGCAUCGGCUAUCAUGUUGUGUUUGGAGACUUGGUACUAUCAAGUUUUGGUGUUGAUUGCUGGGUUGCUUCCAAAUCCACAGAUUGCCUUGGAUUCUCUCUCUGUCUGCAUGACGAUAAGUGGAUGGGUUUAUAUGAUUUCAGUUGGAUUUAACGCUGCUGCUAGUGUGAGAGUGAGCAAUGAAUUAGGAGCUGGGCAUCCAAAAUCAGCAGCAUUUUCAGUUAUUGUAGUGACUUCAUCUUCUUUUAUAAUUGCCGUGAUCGCGGCCAUUAUUGUUUUGGUGUUCCGUGAUGUUAUUAGCUAUGGUUUCACUGAAGGUGAAGUUGUUGCUAAAGCAGUCUCUGAACUCACUCCCUACUUGGCUGUUACUCUCAUUCUCAACGGUGUUCAACCUGUUUUAUCUGGUGUGGCUGUCGGAUGUGGAUGGCAAGCUUUUGUGGCUUAUGUUAAUGUAGGAUGUUAUUACAUUGUUGGAGUUCCAUUGGGAGCCAUUCUUGGCUUUGUGUUUGACCUUGGUGCCAAGGGGAUAUGGUCAGGAAUGAUAGGAGGUACUUUCUUGCAGACAAUAAUUCUACUGUGGGUCACCUACAGAACUGAUUGGGAUAAAGAGGUGGAAAUUGCCAGAAAUAGGCUCAACGCAUGGGAUGAGAAGAAGGAGCCACUUUUGGACAAAUAGUGUUUGAUUUGUAUGUGUAGAGGAGUUGGUUUUUGUGCAUUUUUAUUUUUCUUGAAUAGUUGGGAUAUGUAACUCCAGAUUUAUCCGUGUGCUUACCAAAAACUUGUCCUGCCCAUAUCAGCCGCCGCAAUUAUAUUUCUCUUUAACAACGCAACGGCAAGCUGGUAACUAUCAUGGCAUGUCGAUGCUCCAUAGCGCCAUGUCGUUUAAACUCUUUUUUUUUUU
This is a messenger RNA of Jatropha curcas, 1353 nucleotides long. NCBI's taxonomy places the organism in Eukaryota, Viridiplantae, Streptophyta, Magnoliopsida, Malpighiales, Euphorbiaceae. The record is from RefSeq and is a predicted model, not a curated record.